AUGAGUGAUAUGACACCUCUCAAACCAUCCCCCACUCCAUCUAGCCCUCUUAGCUCUAUUGAAACACUUUCCUCUGACUCGGAAGAAAGAGAGCCAGAAUGGUGGUGGCAUUGGAGCUCUCAAUCUUUGAAGGAGCCUAGGAGUGCAGACCCAUCUGAAGCUUUUAUAUUGAAUGAAAGGCGAAGUCGAAAACAGGCACGCCGAUUCCCGGAACCAGAACUUUAUUCUGGCGAGGCAGAUAUAGAUGCCCAAAAGCGAAUGCGACUGAAUGUUUCAUAUCGCGACAACAGUACCUCCACGAAGAAAAAGCAUACUGCUUUGCAAGUAGAGCUAUCGGUCUCGAAUGAUGAAACACACAGAGCGAGCAACCAAAAGAGCGACAAUACGACGAAAUCAAAACGAGGCACAUGUAUACCCGAAGUGCCUAUUUAUAAAGGGAAUGCACCUUCCUUGGAGACAUGUAUCAAAUCUGAGAAGGAAAUACAGUCCUUGAAACGGGAAGUUGGUCUACUGGGCCUACACGAUGAAAAGAGAGCUUCAGCGUUCAGGCAAGACAUCAGAUAUUUGCAAGAGGAAAAUUUCGCUCUCUGCCGCAAGCUAGAUUGGUAUAAGACGCAGUAUGAGGCCAUUGCAAGUGGAUCCUGUGCUUUAGAUGGGUUGGAAGAGCUGAGAGUGGAGGUAGAGAAAAGGGAUGUGGAAAUCGAUGAGAAGGUUAAGCAAAUUUCGUCGCUUGAAGACCAACUUAAUACUGCAGAAGGACUGAGCGCUAUUUUAAGAGACUCGCAAGACCAAAAUAAUGCUUCAGUGAACUUCUCUGAGGAUCUGGCUCAACUUGAGGCUGCAAUGGGCCAAGCGGCUUUGCUUCUUGUUCAGUGUCUCUCUGACAAAAAACUGUCAAUCGUACGGAAAUCCCCAAGCAGAACCCCGGAGUUAAGUGCGAUAAUCAGGCAAAGCCUAGGGAAGUUUAUGGUGAUUACUUCUUACCCCAGACCUGCAUUUUCUGCACUACUGUUCAGCUUCACUCGAGAACGAGUUUUUUACUCAGGCUGCUGGACUGCUCUGCACCUUGAAGGCCAUAUGCUACGAGGAUACCAGGCAGUGAUUCAACGCAUUACCCCAAGCGGCACGCUUGAAGGUCUCCACAGAGCGGCCCUUGAGUUGAUGCUGGAGGAAGACCAUCCGUUUCGAGAAUCUUGGAUUCAGUCGCAGGUCGAAGAAGUCAAGUCCGAGUUCCUAUGCCUUAUUGAUCCGUUAUUUGAGGCUUCAAAAAUGGAAAUAUUUGACAAAGGAAUUCAGGCUGCUCUGAACCAGGUUUUCGCAGAGGCGUUUCGCUUUCGAGCUCGCUGUGUCCCCCCAAAGGGAACUCGGUACGAGCUGAUGCAGGUCAAAGAAGGAGACAUGUUUGACCCAGAAUACAUGGUAGCUCAAGGACCCGAUGGAUCCAUUCGAUCGAUUCCCAGUGAAAAGGCUUAUAGAGUUAAGCUGUGCGUUCACGGCUGCCUCAUUUCUUACGUCAUGGAUGAUGAAUCAUUUGACGGAGCACUAUGCAGCACAAUUAGCCAGGCAUUUAUAUCCGCAGACGGAAAAGGAAGGAGUUUUGAAAACAAGCAAAAGAAGGUGCUGAAGAGUGAGAAGGCAAUUGUUAUCCUAGAUUAUGACACACAGCCAUAG
Messenger RNA from Penicillium angulare, 1671 nucleotides. RefSeq lists its product as uncharacterized. The transcript is spliced from 3 exons. NCBI's taxonomy places the organism in Eukaryota, Fungi, Ascomycota, Eurotiomycetes, Eurotiales, Aspergillaceae. The record is from RefSeq and is a predicted model, not a curated record. The coding region runs from base 1 to 1671 and encodes 556 amino acids.